Molecule: messenger RNA, 639 nt
Organism: Pleurotus ostreatus (oyster mushroom)
Lineage: Eukaryota; Fungi; Basidiomycota; Agaricomycetes; Agaricales; Pleurotaceae
Gene: VMA16
Product: H(+)-transporting V0 sector ATPase subunit c''
Exons: 6
Coding region: 1-639 (212 amino acids)
Biological process (GO): proton transmembrane transport
Cellular component (GO): proton-transporting V-type ATPase, V0 domain
Molecular function (GO): proton-transporting ATPase activity, rotational mechanism
Source: RefSeq, a predicted model, not a curated record
AUGGCAUAUCUCAAGGCCUACUUCUCGUAUGGCCUACCCACUUUUCUUGUCCUUCUAAUAGCCCUGUAUCUCCUUUUCACUGACUCCGGAGAAGCUUUUAACGUCGGUCGUUUCCUUGAGGAAUCCAGCCCAUAUGCCUGGGGCGCGACGGGGAUUGGGUUGUGCUUGGGGUUGAGCGUUCUUGGGGCUGGCUGGGGAAUCUUCGUGACCGGUUCAUCGAUUCUUGGAGGUGGUGUACGCGCACCUCGUAUUACGACGAAGAAUCUCAUCAGCAUAAUCUUUUGCGAGGUCGUCGCUAUCUACGGCGUUAUCAUCGGCAUCGUCUACUCUGCGAAACUCAGUAAUGUGUCGAAUGACGUGCUCUACACGCCCGAAAACUACUUCACCGGGUUCGCGCUCUUCUGGGGCGGCCUUACGGUUGGCGCAUGCAAUCUGCUUUGCGGUGUUUCUGUUGGUGUUACUGGGUCUACAGCGGCCCUUGCAGAUGCUGCGGACCCGGAUCUUUUCGUGAAGAUCUUAGUGGUGGAGGUCUUUGGCAGUAUAUUGGGAUUGUUUGGUCUGAUUGUUGGGCUAUUGAUGACGAGCAAAGCCCAAGAAUUCAUUGCUGCUGCUGCUAUAGUAUCGCCUUUGGUGCAGUAA